This is a messenger RNA of Heterocephalus glaber (naked mole-rat), 351 nucleotides long. NCBI's taxonomy places the organism in Eukaryota, Metazoa, Chordata, Mammalia, Rodentia, Bathyergidae. The record is from RefSeq and is a predicted model, not a curated record.
AUGAAUGUGGAGCUCUACUUCACACCAUAUACAAAAAUUAAUUCAAAACGGAUCACUGGCCCUUAUGUAAGUGCUAAAGCCAUAACACUGUUAGAAGAAAACACUGGGGUAAAUCUUCACAACCUUGGUCAGCUUUUUGUGACCUACAAAAGUGGAAAAGUAGAUGAAGCAGUUCCUCUGGGAUUUUUGCUGUGCAGGAUAGGUGAAGAUUUGAUAAACUUUGUGGGCUGCUACCUAAUCAAUUAGCUGCCUUUUCAGAUUCUUACAACCAUCUUCUGUGUGAACAUGGAUAUCAUCAUUGUCUCACAAUUCACAUACUACAAAGUUAAAGAAUUGGAAGAAAAAAUGUAA